CCAGGAGAAACAGGGAGUUUGUACGACUCUCCGGGCCAGGCAGGGAGUCUUCAAAAACAAAACAAUAGCUGGCUGUAGCGUAGUGCAGCUGGUCUACAGGCGCUAGGCUCCGUCAUGAUCUGACCCACGGGGUCGCGAACUGCGAGGCUUCCUUUUCUGUUUUCGAUGGGAAAAAGAAAAAGCCUUGUUUAUCAUUAUCAAUCGUGUUUGUAAGCAUCGUCUUUCUGAAUAUCUAUGUGACUAUAAUGUCGAUCGCCACACAUCUGGUUUUUGCGAUUGUUUUGGUUGGAUUUGGUGUCACCAUCGCCAAAUUCCUUGUUGACUUUGACUCUGAGUAUCUACCAGUGGAGAGCAGGCAGUCGCUUCCACCAUAUCCUGCUGGUGCGGAGGAAAAUAUCUUCUGGUUUGUUCAGAUUUCUGAUAUACAUGUCAAUCGCUACUAUGAUCCGAAUCGGUCAGGGGAUUUGGAGACCUUUUGUGGUGCUCAUUUGCCGUUCAUCAGCCCUGCUCUGAUCUUAAUCACAGGUGAUCUUACCAGCCAUCAGUUCAGAGAUGAAUGGCAGCGCUAUCAGGCCGCAGUCCAUGCCAGUGGUGCUCAGGCACACUAUCCGUUUCUUGAUUUGCGAGGCAAUCAUGAUGGUUUUGACACACCGAUGAAGAGCGGCUACGACUCCCUUUACCGGUCAUUUUCUAUCCACAAUGCACCGAAGACCAGUGGUCAUGAGGCGCUCUAUGUUCACACGACGCCCUUCGGUAACUACUCAUUUGUUGCAGUUGACGCAGUGCCCAGACCGGGACCAAAGCGCCCGUUCAACUUUUUCGGGAUAAUCGACGAGGAGAGGCUGGUCAGUCUUCAACAUGCAAGAGCAUUGGCAUCAAAGAGUAACCACACUAUAUUUUACGGACACUAUCCGUCAUCGUUCAUCCACCAGCCGUACUUUGGUGCCCUUCGCUCUUUUCUUGCCGGUGGAACCGCGUACCUCAGUGGACAUCUCCAUGUUUUGGGCGGCCUUGCCGAUCACUUGUACGCGCAGCAAACCUCUGGGCAGUUGGAGCUUGAGCUGGCCGAUUGGCGUGUGAAUCGACGGUUUCGAAUUCUGGCAUUCGACCAUGACUUGUUGUCUUUUGGUGACUAUGAAUUCAAUGAUUUUCCUAUCGUACUAAUCACAAACCCAAAGAGUGCCGAGUUUCAUGUCAGGAAUAGAGAGCCCCUUGGCCGUAUGAAACACUCCUCGCACAUCAGGGUACUGGUUUUCUCCCCACGUAUCAUCACCUCUGUUAAGGUAUUCAUUGAUGGGAGAGCGCUAGGCAAUGCUGUGCCGACGUCGACUGGCUCGCAUCUGUACGUGAUACGCUGGUCGCCCAGUGACUACAGCGAGGGAUUUCACACGGUCACUGUGGAAGCGUCGGACACUAAGUUCAAAGCCAAGAUGGGACAUGUCUUCUCUCUGGAUAACAGCCGUGUGAAGCUGCGCUGGUUUCCGACAGCAAUAUUCCGCCUCGAUCUGGCAUUUAUGUUCAAGCUGGCGUUUGUCGGUGCCUGGUUAGCAGUGAUUGCAGUGCUGUAUGUAGCAAGAUGGCACCCCAGACUGGUAUUGCCGUCCCCCAGCAGCCAUGCGUGGAAUUGGUUUCCGUCAACUAGGCGAGGGCUGUGCUGCUUUGCAAAGGAUCUCCCUUUAUUGACAUGCUUUUGUACUGCCCACAUCUAUGUUGGUCUUGGCCCUUGCCUCGUUGCAGAGUUACUAACGGACCACUACGGCCUGGUGUUCUUUCAUGGUGUCUUUGUGGAGGGUCACUUUCUGCCCGGUUCAUUAACUUAUUUUUACGGCUUCUUACAGAUAAUGAUAUUCCACUGUAUGCUGUUGCUGCACUUUUCAUGGCUGCUGGACCACAAGCAGAGGAAAUCUCAUCACAAUACUCUUUCGACACUAAGUCGCAAGCUUGGCAUGUUACUUAUGUAUUCCCCAGCUGUUGUGGGACUACUUUUCCAGGCAAUGAGCUGUCGCUCUAUGUACAAGGCAUACGGGCUGACAGCUUUGCUGUUGGGAUUUGGUCACUCGUGGGUCUUGCUGGCAGGUGUUGUAGGCGUCAUUGCAGUGUCUUGCCGUCACUGAAUGUUGGACUUGCACUAGGUCUUGGAUAUUCACUGUAUUUACUGUUCUAUUUAUUAGACCGAGGGACGUGUUUGAAAGCAUCAUUUUUUUAAUCUCGGUUUUAUUCAUUCAUAUUUUAUGCCUCUCUCUACCUGACUAAUUGUACACAUGUAUUCAGGUUCUAUAUUCUUCCUUAGCGUAGCCGGCCUCAUGUGUACCAGUGUGUGUUAUGGCCUAUAUUGACAUCCUGUUGUAAUCAAGAGAUCCCUCUACUCUAGCCAUGAGGUACUGGAAAGUGCAAAUCUACACAUUAAUUUUCAGUGUGGUAGUCUCCACCAUGCCAACAUUAUUUUCACCUUCAACUAAUUUAGGUCUCAAAGGCUGAGGCUGAGAUCAAGAUGCCAAGAAAUAAUUCAUGAUGUACGGUAUGCACUGAAUUAUUAAUUUUGUUGAUUUACUGUCUUUCUUGGGGGCUGUUUAUCAUGGUUAUACAUUAUUCCUGUUACCGGGAUACCUGUUCCUAUGACUGCUCCGUCCCUUUAAUGUUUAUAAAGUACACAUUAGUGAUUAUUACUCAGGCUGCUGGACACCUGAAUACUUCUCUGCUACUCCAUACCAUUCACUUCUUUAGGCUGAGUUCUUUUUAUGUGCUAUGUUUACCAGGCUGCUUGCCUUGCUGUUUCCUGUUCCACUGUAUCUCUUUCCUGAUGAGACCUUGGUAGUAUGGAUAAAAUGAAGGAUUGUGUCUCGUCUCUUCGCGGCAC
Sycon ciliatum is the source of this 2857-nucleotide messenger RNA. RefSeq names its product transmembrane protein 62-like. Gene Ontology annotation, molecular function: hydrolase activity. The transcript is spliced from 14 exons. Lineage: Eukaryota; Metazoa; Porifera; Calcarea; Leucosolenida; Sycettidae. The record is from RefSeq and is a predicted model, not a curated record. The coding region runs from base 246 to 2114 and encodes 622 amino acids.